This is a messenger RNA of Aureobasidium uvarum, 672 nucleotides long. The record is from the annotation of a GenBank genome assembly. Lineage: Eukaryota; Fungi; Ascomycota; Dothideomycetes; Dothideales; Saccotheciaceae.
AUGCACUUCUCAUCUCUCUUCACUCCCGUCGUGGCCCUCCUCGCCACCACCGUCUCCGCCAGUCCCAUCGAAAAACGCGCAGUCACCUCUGACCAGAUGGUCCAAACCCUCAAGGGCCUUACCCAACAAUCCAAGAGCCUCGCCACCAUCGCCAACAAGAUCAACCCCAUGAACGGUGUUCCUCUGCUUGGCCCCAGCUCUGGCAGUGGGACCACCAGCUUCAACGAUGUGAUCACUGGCUUCCAGGGUAUCAUCAAGACUGGCUCCACUGCCGUUACCGAUAUGGAUGGCACAGCACCCUACACCGACACCGCUGCCGAGCAACAGGUUUGCGAUGCCUUUUCCGACUUUGUCGUUGUGCACCAGAACUUGCUCAAGAUCAUGAUUGGCAAGUCCGGUCUUUUGGAAGGCAUUUUCCUCGGCCCUGUCGCUGCUACACUCCGUUCUCUCGAGGCCGUUGUUGAUGUGAGUAUUUCCCUGCAGGGCUCUCAAGAAUAUGCUGCUGACCGUGUGUUUCUCUUCGCAGNNACCCUUGCUUUUGGCAUCAUUGACUCUGUUCCUGUUUGUGCCGACAAGGCCACCUCGCAGAAGGGUAGCUUGGAUGAGACUCUUGGCCAGGCUAUCUGUUCUUACACUCCUGCUGGCACUCUUGGUAUCAACCUCUUCUGUUAG